UAAUAUAUCUAUCUGUAAUAUUGUAAAAUAUCUAGGUUUUCUGUAAUACUGUAAUAUAUCUAGGUCCUCUGUAACACUGGAAGCCUGGACGAGUUCCCUUCUUCUAUACCAAAUGUGACCCAGGAGCUAAGUGUAACAAACCAGAAGAUAACUCGUCUUCCUAAAUAUGCAUUUCGGGGUCUGAAAAUGAUAAAAAAGAUCACAUUGGACCACAACAGGAUAUUCAAUAUAGAACCAUUUGCAUUUAAGGGUUUGCAUGAUGUUGAAGAGAUAUCUCUAAGAUGGAAUCCUAUUGAAACUAUUCCUGGUUUCGCGUUUGCAGGAAUCCGCAACGUGACCCACAUCUACCUCGGAUACAAUAAAAUUAAGAGUAUUUCUGGAUAUGCUUUCGCUGGUACCGAGCAUAUAGAGAUUCUAGUAAUCAACGACAAUCCUAUAAAGACGAUUGAAAGCUAUGCAUUUGCUGGACUCAAGUAUGUCAAAUUCCUGCUUGUAUCCUCGACAGUAAAGCAGUUACAUCAGGAUGCUUUUAAUGGUUUGGAAUCUGUUGAUCAGCUGAAGUUGGACUUUUUUAAUCUGCGGACCACAAAACCCCAUACUUUUAGAGGACUCACAAACUGCAGAGUGUUGACCAUAGACAACUCAGAUUUGGGAUUGGUGGCCGAAGGUGCUUGGUCCGGCAUUUUAAAUGUUUCACAGGUUAACCUAUUCAACAGCAAAAUCGACCAGAUCGCAGACACAUCACUGGCCACAGGAUCUCAGGUUCAUCAUCUGAAUUUGACCGGGAAUCAUAUACUCUCCUUAUCCCCUGAUCUUCAGAUUGAGAAGUUUGUGACAUAUGGACUCAAAUCUAUUUACUUAUCCAGGAACCAUAUUCCCUGCACCUGUCAUUUUGCUGUGCUCCAGGAUCAGAUGGCUGAUAUUAUGGAUUUAUCAGUUCUACAGGCUGAUAACUAUUGUAUAAGCCCCCAGGAUGUGAGUGGAAAGAAUCUAGCGCAUAUGAGUGCCACAUGUUAUAAAACAGGUUUAAAAAAGCAGAACUCUGUACAAACAACCCAGGAAAGAUCUUCUGAAGAAGAUUCUAAUCUGAAGAAAGGAAAUAUAGAGGACGAUUCCCCAAGACAGAUUGGAAGAAGAAACGAAAAUGAGGAUUUCUGGAAGAAUUCAGAAGAAGAUGAACAUUAUUUUAACAAUGUUGAUCAUUUGAGAUUUAACAAAAUCCUCUUUUAUUGGCUUAUUUGCCAUUGUUUAAUUGGUAACAUAUUUACAGGAGGGACCGCCACAGAUAGGUUGAUUAAGUGAACGCCUAGUUAUGGUGAGGGGGGGGGGGGGUUAUUACUGUAAUAAUUAAAAGUCAAAGCUACUGAGAAAAUGUUACUAAAACUAAUACAUGAAAGCUAAAUGUUGUUUCUACAAAAAUUAUGCAACGUAAAAUUAACUGUAACGAAGUACAUGUUGUAUAUCGGAAUAUUUUAAUAUCAAAAUCAAAAAUAAAACAAAUCAUAUAAACUUGAAUACUGAAAAUACAUACAGUAAGAACAAGAAAACUGUGGAAUAGGAAGACGACAUUAAAGAAAUCAACAAUUCAGUGUAUUUGAUGUUGCUCCAGAGCAAAUAGUCUUAAUAGUAAAUUAUCAAAUCACUUGUUAAGUAAAAUGGGUCUGUUUACACUGCACAAAUGCUGUUUCUCAAGUUCAUUGAACUAUUUUAAGAUAUAACCUGAGUCUAAUAGUUGUCCUC
Messenger RNA from Eurytemora carolleeae, 1740 nucleotides. RefSeq names its product leucine-rich repeats and immunoglobulin-like domains protein 3. The transcript has 17 exons. Lineage: Eukaryota; Metazoa; Arthropoda; Copepoda; Calanoida; Temoridae. The coding region runs from base 187 to 1302 and encodes 371 amino acids. Gene Ontology annotation, cellular component: extracellular matrix. The record is from RefSeq and is a predicted model, not a curated record.